Nezara viridula (southern green stink bug) is the source of this 873-nucleotide messenger RNA. NCBI's taxonomy places the organism in Eukaryota, Metazoa, Arthropoda, Insecta, Hemiptera, Pentatomidae. The record is from the annotation of a GenBank genome assembly.
AUGGCUGAUGAAAUUGUAUCAGCAAUGGAAAUGGUGGAAGAACAGGCUAUAAAGUGCCCAAGGCCUUCAGCAAAGAGGCAAAGGAAAGGAUCUCCUGACGCCCGAGAAGAAACAGAUAAAGAACGUGUAGACGAUAGUCUUCUGCAAGAUGCACGUAGAAUCAAAGAAAAUAUCAGGGUCUACAUGAACGCAACAGACAGGAACGUGAGUGCGAAGGUACAAAAGCAUGUUAAUGGGAAAAUUCAACAGUUAAUAGAUAUAAUGGAGACAAUAUAUGAUAAAAACUAUGAAAAAACGGUUUUAGUACAACGUGUGGUAAAGGACACAUUAGCAUCCUCUGAAAUGUAUGAUAUCAUAGUAAAUGCAUUAGUGGAAAAAGCAGUACCUAUGGUUAUCGAGGGAAUCAAGAGAGAAAGUAAAACCAUUCAAAGACCACUGUCAGAACCUCAGACAUCUCGGGAGUUUCCAUGCAUUAAAGAACAACCGCUACUAGCCGAUGCCCUUCUUGAGAACACGGAGAAUGAAAGUUUCCAGGAAGUAAAGAAAAAGCAAAGAAGGAAAAAGGCUCUUCCACAAGUGGGCAAAGAUAUCGAGGCCUCUAAACCUAUAGCAGAGGAAAGUUUGACUAAGAAAAGGUCUACACAUCAGACUUCGAUGGCCGAUAUUGUUAAAGAGCUUCCAUUAAAACCGAUGGAUACUACAAGACCAACUUAUGUUACCAUCGCUUCUCAAGGUAAAAGUGCAGUUGACAUCAUCAACAACCUGCCUUCUCCAACUGAACUAGGAAUCAAGGCGAGAGUUGUACGGGCUACCAAAGCUGGCUCAGUUUUAGUUUGUGUAGAUGAAGGUGCCCAUGCGAAAAAAAAUAAUUGA